This is a messenger RNA of Hevea brasiliensis (rubber tree), 1204 nucleotides long. Its product is annotated as BAG family molecular chaperone regulator 4. NCBI's taxonomy places the organism in Eukaryota, Viridiplantae, Streptophyta, Magnoliopsida, Malpighiales, Euphorbiaceae. Gene Ontology annotation, cellular component: cytoplasm. Gene Ontology annotation, molecular function: protein-folding chaperone binding; adenyl-nucleotide exchange factor activity. Gene Ontology annotation, biological process: protein stabilization. The record is from RefSeq and is a predicted model, not a curated record. The transcript has 4 exons. The coding region runs from base 168 to 992 and encodes 274 amino acids.
GAAAACCGACAAACCGUUUCUCUAAGAACUGAUAAAAAUUAUAUUUAAAAAAAAAAAGAGGAUAAAUUGUAUUUGCAGCCAGGGAUCCCUCAGAAAUCCAUCUACUUGAUUUGGUGGUAGGCAAAAGUAGUCUACAUUUUCAUGCACCAACUCUAAUUUCAGAUCCGAUGAAGAAUUUGAAUGAAGAUUGGGAGGCCAGGCCAGGUGGCAUGCUUGUCCAAAGACGAGAUUCAGCUGCUGCUGCUGCUGAUGCUGGACCCUUGAUCAAGAUCAACUUCUCUCAUGGUCCCUCCCAGUAUGAAAUCCAUGUUCCCGCUCAAUCUACUUUCGGAUAUAUGAAAGAAGGUAUUGAAUCAAAAACGGGUCUGGAGCCUAAACAGCAAAAGAUUUUGUUUAGGGGGCAAGAAAAAGAGGAUCGGGAAUAUUUGCAUGAGGCAGGUGUGAAGGAUAAGUCCAAGGUCUUGGUUUUGGAAAACCCAGCAAGCAAAGAGAAGCCUGUGGAAUUGAAGGAACUUGAAGGAACUUCUAAGGCUGAGGUAAAGGAAAGUGAGGAGAUAUCAAAGAGGGAGAUGAAGGAAAGAGAAGAGAUGUCAAAAGCAUUUCAAGCUAUUGCUGAAGUCAGAGAAGAGGUCGAUAAACUUGCAGAAAGAGUGUCUGCCUUAGAGGUGGCCGUGAAUGGUGGGACCAAGAUUGCAGAGGAGGAAUUUGCAGUGUCAUCAGAGUUACUGAUGAAGCAAUUGCUGAAAUUGGACACUAUUCAGGCUGAAGGAGAAGCAAAGGUGCAGCGGAAGGCCGAGGUACACCGUGUCCAAAACUACCAUGAUCUACUGGACAACCUAAAGUCAAGUAAUUCAAAGCCAUUUAACAAUAGCAGCAAUGCUGUGUCAGUGACAACUGAGUGGGAGACCUUUGACUCUGGACCAGGGAACUUGAGUCCUCCCCCACUGUCAUCUUCAACAAGAAUUACUCAGGAUUGGGAAAGGUUUGAUUAGGAACCUUCUUGACUAUUUUAGCCUAUAGAACAAAAUGGAAUAUAUAAUAUUUAGAAUGUAGAACUCACUAUUAUGAUUUUAUGUCUCAUUUAUAUUUGCCUUUUUCCCCCUUCCUGUCGGCUAGAGAUAUUUCAUCGUUAAGAGCUUUAAGAUCUAUUAGUUACACUUGGAAAUGAUACUUGUUUAUGGAAUAGCCAAUUGAUAUUUGCGUA